CCCCCUUAAGUUGGAGGAGGCACAGAACCGGCCGUCUGGGAAAGAGGGAGGUAACCAGGGGCAGGGAGAGAAGAGGAGGAGUAGGAGGAAGAAGACCAACAGGGCAAGAAGCAAAAGGCGCUGAGCGACGCCUGGAAAAUAUUCGCCGCCGCCGCGGCUGGUGGACCCUCGAAAUAGACGCUCCAUUCAGUCCGUGGCCGCAAGAGCCGCGAAGUUCUCCAGAUGCUGCGCCGGCCUCAACUUUCCGCCAACUUUCUCUCCGGGCGCCUGGAGGACUUCGGCGCCAAGAGGAACCGGCCCGCCGCUUAAUCUCCGCGCAGGACCCCCUUUGGCGAGGCGCUGGAGAGCUCCCGAGGUUGUGGGAAGAGGGAUCCUCGCGCGGCUGAGAAAGGCACCCGCUGGCCCUUUUCCAUGGUGGGGAGGCGAGCUGCGGCCAGCCUCGCCAGAACUCUCCCGGGAGAAUGCAUUGUGAGAGGUUUAUAUGCAUCUUGAGAAUUCUUGGAACGACCCUAUUUGGAGUAUCUCUUCUGCUUGGAAUUUCAGCUGCUUAUAUUGUGGGCUACCAGUUUAUCCAAACAGACAACUAUUAUUUCUCCUUUGGACUCUAUGGUGCUAUUUUGGCAUCCCACCUUAUCAUCCAAAGCUUAUUUGCCUUUCUCGAGCACCGUAAAAUGCGCCGAUCUCUCGAGACGCCAAUCAAGCUGAACAAAACUGUUGCCCUUUGCAUUGCUGCCUAUCAAGAAGACCCGGACUACUUAAAGAAAUGUUUACUUUCCGUGAAGAGGCUCACCUACCCUGGAAUUAAGUUGAUUAUGGUAAUCGAUGGGAAUUCUGAAGAUGAUGUUUACAUGAUGGACAUUUUUAGUGAAAUCAUGGGCAGGGAUAAAUCUGCCACUUACAUCUGGAGGAAUAACUUUCAUCAGAGAGGUCCCAACGAGACUGAAGAGUCCCACAGAGAAAGCAUGCAACACGUCACUCAGCUGGUCCUGUCCAACAAGAGUGUCUGCAUCAUGCAAAAAUGGGGUGGAAAAAGAGAAGUCAUGUACACAGCCUUCAAAGCACUGGGGAGAAGUGUGGAUUAUGUACAGGUAUGCGAUUCAGAUACGAUGCUCGAUCCAGCAUCUUCGGUGGAAAUGGUGAAGGUUUUAGAAGAAGAUCCAAUGGUUGGUGGUGUUGGAGGAGAUGUACAGAUUUUGAACAAGUACGAUUCAUGGAUCUCCUUUCUCAGCAGUGUCAGGUACUGGAUGGCAUUUAAUAUUGAACGAGCAUGCCAGUCCUACUUUGGCUGUGUACAGUGUAUCAGUGGACCCUUAGGGAUGUACAGGAACUCCUUACUCCAUGAAUUCGUGGAAGAUUGGUAUAAUCAAGAAUUCAUGGGAUCUCAGUGUAGCUUUGGAGAUGAUCGACAUCUCACCAACAGAGUCCUGAGCCUGGGCUAUGCAACAAAGUACACCGCUCGAUCAAAGUGCCUUACGGAAACACCCAUUGAAUAUCUCAGAUGGUUGAACCAGCAGACCCGUUGGAGUAAGUCCUAUUUCCGUGAAUGGCUGUACAACGCCAUGUGGUUCCACAAGCAUCACUUGUGGAUGACCUACGAGGCAGUCAUCACAGGGUUCUUUCCGUUUUUUCUCAUUGCCACUGUUAUACAACUUUUUUACCGGGGGAAACUGUGGAACAUCCUUCUCUUCUUGUUGACUGUUCAACUUGUUGGCCUCAUCAAGUCUUCCUUUGCGAGCUGCCUUAGAGGGAACAUCGUUAUGGUGUUUAUGUCCCUUUACUCAGUGUUGUACAUGUCAAGUUUGCUUCCAGCCAAGAUGUUUGCAAUAGCCACCAUAAACAAGGCAGGAUGGGGCACAUCUGGCCGAAAAACUAUUGUGGUCAAUUUCAUAGGACUCAUCCCCGUGUCCGUUUGGUUUACAAUCCUUCUAGGCGGGGUUAUUUUCACCAUAUACAAGGAAUCUAGAAAGCCAUUUUCUGAAUCAAAACAGACAGUGCUGAUCAUUGGCACAAUACUUUACGCCUGCUACUGGGUAAUGCUUUUGACUUUAUAUUUAGCUCUUAUCACUAAAUGUGGCCGGCGGAAGAAGGAACAACAAUACGAUAUGGUGCUUGAUGUGUGAUUUCACCAGCUGGACAUUUUAUUGUUGUUGUUUCAUUUUUGCUGCCCUUAGCAAAGUUUUUUUUUCCCCCAAGGGACAUGAAAAUAAACCUUUUCAGAGUUGGUGGCACUGAAUUUGACAUCGCUAAGGGGAAAGGAUUACUGCUGCUUGGACUUGAACAUUAACGAAGCAUGCCAAAGCAAAAGAAAAAAAAACAAAAAAUAAAAUAAAAAUGUGAUUGUGCCUUUUUUUGGUAGGGGGAGGAGGAUAAAAAUCAUGGAUUCAACCCAUUCCUGUGGGUGGUCUCUGAAAAUGCACUUUCUUCUAUCAUGCGUAUGUCCGAAAGUGUUAAUGUCCUAUAUACCUCAUUAGUCACCCUGAUAUGGACAGACACAGAAGAAAGAGAGUUUUGGAGACACAAGCAAAGGAUUUGAUGACCCUUGCAACCAUAAUUUAUAAACUUCUUUUCAUUGUUCUGUGAUUUUUUUUUAGAAUGAUGUGACACGUGUGUGUGUGUGUGUGUGUGUGUGUGUGAAACUGCCAAAUGCAAUUCCAAAGUCAUUUUUUAUAAGAGUGGAUGACCCAGUUGUAUUUUUAUAUCAUUGUAAUAAUUUGUCUUUGUUUACCUUUUACACCAUUUUUUUUAAAAAAAGCUCGUAUUUUAUAUUACUGCCAAAAAUCUUUUCUUCCCAUCCCACUUGCAGCCCUUUUUCUAAAUAAGUGUUGAACAAUUGUUACUUUAAGAUAAAAGGUUUAAAAACAAAAACACCCUUGCCCACAAUGUGAAAAUGGAUGCUCUCUGUUUUUUAAGAAUAAAACUUAAUUUCUGUAUUUUUCAAUGGAUGGAUGGCUAUUUCUAUUACAGUAUAUAUAUAAACAUGUGCGACUUGCUUUAAUUUUAUUUGGAAAAAGCAAAUUGUCAGUUUAUGGGGAUAGAAAAACGGUGAGAGAAACUUCUAAAGAGGUCUUCUACAGCAGCCCAUCAAGUGUUAUUUUUCAAAAGAAUCUCAUCCCUUGCUCUCUGUUCAAUGAGCAUGGGUCAAACCAGUCCAUCUGAUGAUUGUGCAUCACACUGCUGCAAGCCCCGCCCCUUCUGUAGAUGCAUCAUAACAUCACCUGCAUGUACAAAAGAGGCAGGGCUUAUAUUGCAACAGUUCUUUCAUUAUUUUGGUAAAAACAGCCAGAACUGUAGCUCUCCAUGUCUAUUUUCCCAGUUUCCUUCCAAUAAUUCUACUAUUUGUUACACCUGCAGAGUGCUCCCCCUAAUUCUGGGAAUUCUUUUCUCCAAGUGAUUAUGCACAACUCUUUGUAUUCAGUGUGGGUUGUACUGAAGGGCAUUCUGCCCCAUUAAGGCCAAAGGGAUAGAUAUGUGCAAUUGUUUCCCCCUCCCAGACAUAACAGAAUAAUAGAGUUGGAAGGGACCUUGGAUAUCUUCUAGUCCAACCCUCUGCUCAAGCAGGAAACCCUAUACCAUUUCAGACAAAGUAUUAUCCAAUCUCUUCUUA
Crotalus tigris (Tiger rattlesnake) is the source of this 3604-nucleotide messenger RNA. RefSeq names its product hyaluronan synthase 2 (gene HAS2). Lineage: Eukaryota; Metazoa; Chordata; Lepidosauria; Squamata; Viperidae. Gene Ontology annotation, biological process: hyaluronan biosynthetic process; extracellular matrix assembly. The record is from RefSeq and is a predicted model, not a curated record. Gene Ontology annotation, molecular function: hyaluronan synthase activity. The transcript has 4 exons. Bases 462 to 2120 code for a protein of 552 amino acids.